UCUCAGUGUAUACUCGCCUUUUCUUCUUCUCCAAGGACUCGAAAACAAACAAAGCAACAUAUUUUAUUGAAAAGGCAGCGACCUUCUAACCCCAACGCUUCGCACUCCUUCCGCAAUCUUGGGUUUGGCUUCUCUCUCUCUCUCCCUCUCUCACUCUCAAAUCCCAUCUCUUUCUUCUUCUCGGAUGUGUAUUCAGCAAUCGCCCUCUCUCUCUCCUCUUUCAGAAAAGUAGUAGUCAGAAAGUAGUCAAGGCCGGGGCGGGAUGACUACCAUAAGAUCGAGCCUGCCGUCGCGGCUGCGGCAACUUUUGUCCGGAGAGGGCUCCCUCGUUCCCUCUGUCAAACUGGACUCCGAGACCCCUCCAAAAAUCAAAUUAUUUAUUGAUAAGGUGAUCCAGUGUCCAUUGCAAGAUAUAGCGAUACCUCUUUCUGGUUUUCGAUGGGAGUAUGGUAAGGGUAACUUUCACCAUUGGAGACCGCUGUUUCUGCACUUUGAUACAUACUUCAAGACAUACCUUUCUUCUAGGAAUGACCUCCUGUUGUCAGAUAAAAUUUUAGAAGAUGAUAGUCUAUUUCCCAAGCAGGCAGUUCUACAAAUUUUACGAGUAAUGCAAACAAUUCUUGAGAAUUGCCAUAACAAGAGUUCAUUUGAUGGCUUAGAGAAUUUCAAGCUCCUGCUUUCAUCAACUGACCCAGAGAUUCUUAUAGCUACACUUGAAACUCUAUCUGCACUAGUGAAAAUAAACCCCUCUAUGUUGCAUGGAGGGGGAAAGUUGAUUGGUUGUGGCUCAGUAAACAGCUCUCUCUUGUCUCUAGCCCAAGGAUGGGGAAGCAAGGAGGAGGGUUUGGGUUUGUAUUCAUGUGUAAUGGCAAACGAGAGAACCCAAGAAGAAGGGCUUUGUUUGUUCCCAGCUGAUUUAGAAAAUGACUGUGACAAGUCUAACUGCAGGAUAGGCUCUACUCUCUAUUUUGAGAUGCAUGGGGUUAAUGCUCAAAGCAGCAAGGAAAAUAGCAAUCAAAAUACUUCUAGCUUGAGAGUUAUACAUAUACCGGAUCUUCAUUUACAGGAGGAGGAUGAUCUCUCACUGUUGAAACAGUGCAUUGAGCAAUAUAAUGUACCUACCGAGCUACGGUUUUCAUUGUUGACAAGAAUUAGAUAUGCUCAUGCCUUCCGUUCUCGCAGAAUAUGCAGGCUGUACAGCAGGAUUUGCCUUCUUGCAUUCAUUGUGCUUGUUCAGUCUAGUGAUGCUCAUGAUGAACUUGUUUCAUUUUUUGCUAAUGAGCCAGAGUAUACGAACGAGUUAAUCAGGAUUGUGCGGUCCGAGGAAGCUGUUUCUGGAACCAUUAGGACACUUGCAAUGCUUGCCCUGGGAGCUCAGUUAGCUGCAUACAUGUCUUUUCAUGAGCGGGCACGGAUUUUGAGUGGAUCUAGUAUCAGUUUUGCUGGGGGUAACCGGAUGAUACUCCUGAAUGUGCUCCAGAGGGCCGUUUUAUCGCUGAAGGCCUCCAAUGAUCCAUCAUCUCUUGCCUUUGUUGAAGCACUUCUUCAGUUCUAUUUGCUUCAUGUUGUUUCAUCCUCGAGUUCUGGGAAUAAUAUUAGGGGGUCAGGCAUGGUUCCUACAUUCUUACCAUUUUUGGAGGAUUCUGAUCCUACACACAUGCAUCUUGUCUGUUAUGCUGUUAAAACUCUACAAAAGCUCAUGGAUUACAGUAGUUCAGCUGUUUCCCUGUUUAAAGAGUUGGGGGGAGUGGAGCUUUUGGCUCAAAGACUGCAAAUAGAAGUAAUUAGGGUUAUCGGUUUGACUGGGGCUCUUGAAAACUCGAUGAUCAUUGGUGAGAGCUCCAGAAACAGUGAUGAUCAGCUGUACUCCCAGAAGAGGCUCAUUAAGGUUUCGCUGAAGGCGCUUGGAUCUGCUACAUAUGCUCCUACUAACACUACGAGAUCCCAACAUUCCCAUGAUAGUUCUUUACCGGCUACUCUUACGUUGAUAUUUGGCAAUAUAGAUAAAUUUGGAGGUGACAUCUAUCACUCAGCAGUGACUGUUAUGAGCGAGAUGAUCCACAAAGACCCAACUUGUUUUCCUGUUUUGUUUGAAGUGGGUCUUCCAGCUGCCUUUUUAUCAUCGAUAGCAGCUGGUAUACUUCCUUCAUCAAAGGCUCUUACAUGUGUUCCUAAUGGUCUUGGUGCCAUUUGUCUUAAUGAAAAAGGCUUGGAGGCAGUGAAAGAAACUUCUGCAUUACGGUUCCUUGUUGACAUUUUCAGCAGUAAGAAAUAUGUUACACCAAUGAAUGAUGCUAUUGUUCCUUUGGCAAAUGCAGUGGAAGAGCUUUUGCGCCAUGUAUCUUCUUUGAGAAGCACUGGUGUUGAUACAAUCAUCGAAAUUGUUAACAAAGUUGCUUCUUUUGGGGACAGUAGCUGCUCAGGAUCAUCUGGCAAAUUGAAUGAGAGCACUUCAAUGGAAAUGGAUUCCGAAGACAAAGGCAACGAAAGCCAUUGCUGUUUGGUUGGUGCAGUUGAUUCGGCUUCAGAAGGGAUCAACGAUGAGCAGUUCAUUCAACUGUGCAUCUUUCAUUUGAUGGUACUGGUUCACAGGACUAUGGAAAACUCUGAAACAUGUCGGCUAUUUGUGGAGAAGUCAGGAAUUGACGCCUUAAUGAUGCUUCUUUUACGGCCUAGUAUUGCACAGUCAUCUGAUGGAAUGUCUAUUGCUUUGCAUAGCACCAUGGUUUUCAAGGGUUUUACUCAGAAUCACUCUACUCCACUGGCACAUGCUUUCUGUUCCUCUCUCAGAGACCAUCUGAAAAAAGCUUUGACUGGAUUUGGAGUCGUUUCAGGGACCUUUUUGCUAGAUCCAAAGAUGCCACAGGAUGAUGGAAUCUUUUCUGCACUUUUUCUAGUGGAGUUCCUUCUCUUUCUUGCUGCCUCAAAAGACAACCGUUGGGCAAGUGCGUUGCUUGCAGAAUUUGGACAUGGUAGCAAGGAUGUUCUGGAAGAUAUUGGGCGUGUCCAUCGAGAAGUUCUGUGGCAAAUUUCUCUUCUUGAAGAUGCCAAGCCUGAAGUGGAGGAUGAUGGUGCUGCUUCUACAUCUGAAUCACAACAGUCUGAAUUGGCUACAAAUGAAACUCAAGACCAAAGAUUCAACUCUUUCAGGCAGUUCCUUGAUCCAUUAUUGAGGAGGAGGACAUCGGGGUGGAGUAUUGAAUCCCAGUUUUUUGACCUUUUAAACACAUACCGUGAUCUUGGUCGUGCCUCCAGUUCCCAACAAAGACGUGCCGAUAGUUCUUCAAACUUACGAUUUGGAGCUGGUAAUCAAGUCCAUCAUUCUGCUUCUUCAGAUUCUGCUGGAGAUGUUAGUAAGCAGAGAUCCUACCAUACUUCUUGCUGCGACAUGAUGAGGUCGCUUUCUUUUCACAUUACCCAUUUGUUUCAAGAGUUGGGGAAGGUAAUGUUGCUUCCCUCUCGUCGACGGGAUGAUAUUUUGAAUGUUUCUCCUUCUUCAAAAUCAGUGGCUUCUACUGUCGCAUCUAUUGCUCUGGAUCACAUGAAUUUUGGGGGUCAUGUGAAUCCUUCUGGAACCGAGGCAUCCAUAUCAACAAAGUGCCGAUACUUUGGAAAGGUUAUCGAUUUCAUUGAUGGCUUUCUACUGGACAGGCCAGAUUCCUGUAAUCCGGUUUUGCUAAAUUGCUUGUAUGGACAUGGUGUAAUUCAAUCAGUUUUGACAACAUAUGAAGCUACCAGUCAAUUGCUGUUUGCUGUGAACCGUACUCCUGCAUCUCCCAUGGAAACUGAUGAUGGGAUCUUAAAGCAGGAUGAAAAGGGAGUUACUGAUACUUCAUGGAUUUAUGGUCCUCUAUCUAGCUAUGGGAAACUCAUGGACCACUUGGUGACCUCAUCUUUUAUAUUAACCCCGUUUACAAAACACUUGCUUGCCCAACCUCUAACAAGUAGCAUUGUUCCCUUUCCAAGGGAUGCCGAGAUUUUUGUGAAGGUUCUCCAGUCAAUGGUGCUGAAGGCAGUGCUUCCUGUUUGGACUCACCCCCACUUUGUUGAUUGCAGUAAUGAUUUAAUUACUUCGGUUAUUUCUAUAAUUAGGCAUGUCUAUUCUGGGAUUGAAGUGAAAAAUGUCAGUAGCAACACUGGUGCUCGCUUGACUGGACCUCCUCCUAAUGAGACUGCUAUUUCAACAAUUGUAGAGAUGGGUUUUUCCAGGUCUCGUGCAGAGGAAGCUCUCAGGCGAGUUGGAUCAAAUAGUGUGGAGUUGGCAAUGGAGUGGUUGUUCUCCCAUCCAGAGGAUGCUCAAGAAGAUGAUGAACUUGCUCGUGCACUUGCCAUGUCCCUUGGGAAUGCCGCAUCAGACACAAAGGAAGUGAGCACAAAUGGAGAUACUCAACAGCUUGAAGAAGAGAUGGUGCAACUUCCUCCCAUUGAGGAGUUGUUAUCUACAUGUACUCGGCUCCUGCAGAUGAAGGAAUCUAUUGUUUUUCCAGUUCGAGACCUGCUCGUGAUGAUAUGCUCCCAAAAUGAUGGACAAUAUAGGUCAAAUGUCAUCUCCUUUCUUGUUGAUCGGCUGAAGGAUUGUACUUUGAUUUCUGAAAGCGAAAAUGGUGCCAUGGUAUCUAGUCUUUUUCAUGUUCUUGCUCUACUUUUUCAUGAAGAUGAAGUGUCACGAGAACUUGCCACAACGAAUGGUCUGGUUGCAGUUGCUGCAGAUCUACUUUUGCAAUGGUGUACUGGAUCAGUUGGAAUGGAGAAAUGCCAGGUUCCUAUGUGGGUGACAACUGCUUUUCUUGCUGUUGACCGGCUGUUGCAGGUGGAUAAAAAACUGAACUCUGAAAUUGUGGAGCAGUUGAAGCAGGACACUGCUAAUAACCACCAAACAUCUCUCAUCAUUGAUGAGGAUAAGCAAACCAGGUUGCGGUCUGCAUUGGGAUUAGUUCCAAAGCAUACUGAUAUAAAUGAGCAGAAGAGACUUAUUGAGAUUGCUUGCAGUUGUAUCAGGAACCAGCUUCCUGCUGAGACAAUGCAUGCUGUUCUCCAACUGUGUUCUACUCUCACUAGAACUCAUUCUGUUGCUAUUAGUUUUCUUGAUGCUGGGGGACUGAGUUUACUGCUUUCUUUGCCAACAAUUAGCCUCUUUCCUGGGUUUGAUAAUGUGGCUGCUAAUAUCAUCCGUCAUAUUCUUGAAGAUCCGCAAACCCUACAGCAAGCAAUGGAAUCUGAGAUAAGGCACAGCUUUGUGGCUGCCACCAAUAGACAUACGAAUGGAAGGGUCACUGCACGUAACUUCCUGUCAAAUUUAAAUUCCGUCAUUACACGGGAUCCAGUAGUCUUUAUGCAGGCUGCUUGGUCUGUUUGCCAAGUUGAGAUGGUCGGUGAAAGGCCCUAUAUUGUCUUGCUGAAAGAUCAUGACAAAGAUAAGUACAAAGAGAAGGAGAAGGAGAAAUCACUGGAGAAAGAUAAACAACAAACUACUGAUGGGAAAGUUGCUUUGAGUAAUGUGAAUCCAGUUGCUUCUGGGAAUGGGCAUGGAAAACCUAAUGAUACGAAUUUAAAGAGUGUCAAAGCUCAUAGAAAAUCUCCACAGAGCUUUAUAAACGUAAUUGAGCUUCUUUUAGAUUCUGUCUGUACUUUUGUUCCUCCCCUGAAAGAUGAUGUGGUUUCAGAUGUCCUUGAUCCAUCGUCAACUGACAUGGACAUUGAUGCUGCAGCUAUUAAGGGGAAAGGAAAAGCCGUUGCCACUAUGUCUGAAGAGAAUAAUCAAGCCAAUGGGGAUGAAGCUUCUGCAUCACUUGCAAAGAUUGUAUUCAUAUUAAAGCUUUUGACGGAGAUUAUGCUGAUGUAUGCUUCAUCUGUUCACAUUUUGCUUCGGAAGGAUGCUGAAGUUAGUAGUUGCCGGUGUCCUCAACAAAAAGGUCCUGCUGGUGUGUAUGCUGGUGGAAUAUUCCAUCACAUUCUUCACAAGUUUCUUCUAUAUUCUCGGAGUUUAAGAAAGGACAAGAAAAUAGAUGGUGACUGGAGGCAUAAACUAGCAACCAGGGCUAGCCAGUUUUUGGUGGCGUCUUGUGUCCGUUCCACUGAAGCAAGGAGGAGGGUUCUAACAGAGAGCAAUUAUAUAUUCAAUGACUUCAUUAAUUCGUGCAAUGGUUUUAGCCCGCCGGGAAACAAUAUACCAGCUUUUGUUGAUCUGCUUAAUGAUGUACUAGGUGCUCGUUCACCUACUGGUUCAUACAUUUUAGCUGAAGCUUCUGCCACUUUUAUAGAUGUUGGUCUGGUUAGGUCAUUGACUCAAACUCUUCAAGUUUUGGAUCUGGACCAUGCUGACUCACCUAAAGUUGUUACUGGUCUAAUUAAAGCUCUGGAGUUGGUAACAAAGGAAUAUAUCCAUUCUGCUGAUUCUAACAUAGAGAAGGAGGAUAAUUCAACAAAAAUUCCCGAUCUUACUGAAUCUGCAAGAAUGGAUAAUGGUGGUGAUGUAUCUCAGUCUGUGGAAGCAGCAUCUCAAAUCAAUCCUGAUUCUGUGCCAGCUGACAACAUUGGGUCGUAUAAUGCUGUCCAACCUUACGGUGGCUCUGAGGCUGUUACAGAUGACAUGGAACAUGAUCAAGAUCUUGAUGGAGGUUUUGGUCCUGCUAAUGGGGAUGACUAUAUGCAUGAAACCUCUGAUGAUGUGAGGGGUCUUGAAAAUGGAAUUGAUACGGUGGGAAUACAAUUUGAAAUCCGUUGUGGACAAGAAAAUAUUGAUGAAGAUGAUGAUGAGGAGAUGUCUGGGGAUGAUGGGGAUGAAGUGGAUGAAGAUGAAGACGAUGAGGAGGAACAUAAUGAUCUUGAAGAAGAUGAAGUACACCAUCUUCCCCAUCCUGACACGGAUCAAGAUGAUCAUGAAAUUGAUGAUGAUGAUUUUGAUGAAGAAAUAAUGGAGGAAGAAGAGGAUGACGAGGAUGACGAGGAUGGAGUAAUACUGAGGCUGGAGGAGGGCAUAAAUGGAAUAAAUGUUUUAGACCAUAUUGAGGCUUUUGGUAGAGACAAUAGUUUUUCCAAUGAAGCUCUCCAUGUGAUGCCAGUUGAAGUUUUUGGUUCUAGACGUGAAGGGCGUACUACGUCCAUCUACAGUCUUUUGGGCAGAAGUGGUGACAGUGUUACCCCGUCAAGGCAUCCUCUUCUACUGGCACCUUCGUCAUCUGUGCACUCAGCUUCUCCUCGGCAAUCUGAGAAUGCACGUGACAUGGUCUUUCCAGAUAGGAACUUGGAGAGCACCUCAUCACGCUUGGAUUCUAUUUUCCGUUCCCUGAGGAAUGGGCGCCAUGGACACCGUUUGAACUUGUGGGUGGAUGAUAACCAGCAAAGUGGUGGAUCAAAUGUAGGUUUAGUGCCACAUGGCCUUGAAGAGCUGCUUGUUUCCCAGUUGAGACGACCAGCCCUUGAGCAGCCUUCUGACCAGAACACAAUGGCACAGGAUCCUAAAAGCAAAGAUGAAGUUAGCCUGUUGCAGGAAACAGAAGCAGGUGCAAGGACCGACAUUUCUUUUGAAAACAAUGAAAGUAGUAGCAUGCCACCUUCAACUCUUGAAAAUGAUAGCUCUGGCAAUGCUGAUCUGAGGCCUGCCGCAAGUGAACCUCUACAUGGAACUGAUGCAUCCAGCUCGCAAUUGCAAUCUGUUGAAAUGCAGUUUGAAAACAAUGAUGCAGCUGUACGGGAUGUUGAAGCUGUGAGCCAAGCAAGCAGUGGAAGUGGGGCGACCUUGGGUGAGAGCCUUCGAAGCCUUGACGUCGAAAUUGGAAGUGCUGAUGGCCAUGAUGAUGGUGGAGAAAGGCAAGCUUCUGCAGAUAGAAUGCCAUUGGGUGAUCCACAGGCAGCUCGCUCUAGAAGGACAAAUGUCUCUUUUGUGAAUUCUACACCUGUUGAUGGAAGAGAUGUGUCCCUUCAUAGUGUGACUGAAGUUUCAGAAGGUUCCAGCCGAGAAGCGGAUCAGGAUGGUCCGGCAGCAGAGCAGCAACUCAACAGUGAUGCUGGUCCUGGAGCAAUUGAUUCUGCAUUCCUGGAUGCUCUUCCAGAGGAGCUGCGUGCUGAGGUUCUUUCAGCUCAACAGGGUCAAGCGGCUCCGCCCUCAAAUGCUGAACCACAAAAUUCAGGAGAUAUUGAUCCAGAAUUUCUUGCAGCCCUUCCCCCUGACAUACGAGCAGAAGUUCUGGCACAGCAGCAAGCACAAAGGCUACAUCAAUCUCAGGAACUGGAAGGUCAACCUGUUGAAAUGGACACUGUCUCAAUAAUUGCAACUUUUCCUUCAGAUUUGCGAGAAGAGGUUCUCUUAACUUCGUCUGAUGCUAUCCUUGCAAAUCUGACGCCAGACCUUGUUGCGGAGGCAAACAUAUUGCGUGAAAGAUUUGCACACAGUUACAGCCGCACCCUUUUUGGUAUGUACUCUAGGAAUCGCAGAGGUGAAACUCCAAGAAGAGGUGAAGGUAUAGGGUCCAGCCUGGAAAGAGCCGGGGGAAGCAUUGUCCGUAGGUCAAUUGGAGCUAAGCUAGUUGAAGCUGAUGGAGCUCCUUUAGUUGAUACAGAUGCUCUGCAUGCCAUGAUUAGGUUGCUUCGUGUAGUGCAGCCACUGUACAAAGGUCAGCUGCAGAGGCUGCUUCUGAAUUUAUGUGCUCAUCAUGAAACCAGAAGUUCUAUGGUGAAGAUUCUCAUGGACAUGUUAAUGCUUGAUACAAGAAAGCAUAUUAACAACUUGAGUGCUGGUGAGCCUUCUUAUCGGCUUUAUGCUUGUCAGAGUAAUGUGAUGUAUUCACGUCCUCAGUCUUUCGAUGGUGUUCCUCCCUUGGUGUCUCGGCGUAUUCUUGAAACUCUUACUUAUUUGGCUCGUAAUCACCCAUCAGUGGCGAAGAUUUUGCUUCAGUUUAGGUUGCCUCAGCCUGCUGUACUGGAGACAGAAAAUACUGAUCGGGCACGGGGUAAAGCCGUGAUGGUUGUUGAAGAUGAUGGAAUGGAUAGGAGUGAUCAUUGGAAAGGAUAUAUAUCGAUUUCGUUGCUUUUGAACCUCUUAAAUCAACCCCUUUAUUUGAGGAGUGUAGCCCAUCUUGAACAGCUUCUUAACUUAUUGGAGGUCAUCAUUAAUAAUGCUGAAAGUAAAUCAGUAUCUGACAAAUCUCGGGCAUCUGCAUCUGAGCAACCAUCUGGUUCAGAAAGUGUAACGUCUGAUGUUGGGAUAAGUAGAGAAUCUGGUCAAAUUUCUUCAGAUGUUGCAGCAUCGUCCAAGGACAUUGAUAUCUCCAAGCUCAGCACCACUGGUGUGCGCAAGGAAUUUGAUCCGCAAGCUGUAUUGCUUAACCUACCACAAGCAGAACUCCGACUUCUAUGCUCAUUGCUUGCACGAGAGGGACUGUCAGACAAUGCAUAUACUCUAGUGGCGGAGGUAAUGAAGAAGUUGGUGGCAAAUGCUCCAACUCAUUGUCAUCUGUUUGCUACUGAGCUAGCUGGGGCCAUUCAAAACUUGACUUCAUCUGCUGUAGAUGAGUUACACAUGUUUGGUGAAGCUGUGGAAGCACUCCUCAGCACAACAUCCUCUGGUGGAGCUGCAAUAUUAAGGGUUCUGCAGGCAUUAAGCUCUCUUGUUGCUUCAGUGAGUGAGAAAGAGGAUGAUCUACAAAUUAUUCCCGAAAAGGAAUAUACAGCCGCUCUUUCUCAGUUGCAAGACAUAAAUGCAGCUUUGGAGCCUCUGUGGCUGGAUCUGAGCACUUGCAUAAGCAAAAUAGAGACUUAUUCAGACUCGGCACCUGAUUUGUUGACUUCAUCUAAAAUGUCAGCCUCUAAACCCUCUGGUGCAGUGACUCCACUCCCUGCAGGCUCUCAGAACAUCUUGCCAUAUAUAGAAUCUUUCUUUGUGGUGUGUGAGAAAUUACAUCCUAUGCAGCCAGGGUCUAAUGAUGAAUUUAGUAUUGCUGUAGUUUCAGAGGUCGAAGAUGCAACCACUUAUGCUGGCCAGCAGAAAACCUCAGGGCAUACUUCGAAAGUUGAUGAAAAACACCUUGCUUUUGUGAAGUUCUCGGAGAAGCAUAGGAAGCUGCUAAAUGCUUUCAUCAGGCAAAACCCUGGGUUACUUGAGAAGUCCUUCUCCCUCAUGCUAAAGGUUCCUAGAUUUAUUGACUUUGACAAUAAGCGUGCUCACUUCAGAUCAAAAAUAAAGCAUCAACCUGACCAUCAUCAGAGUCCUUUAAGAAUUUCUGUAAGAAGAGCUUACAUUCUUGAAGAUUCAUUUAACCAGCUGCGUAUGAGAUCUGCUCAAGAUUUGAAAGGGAGGUUGACAGUUCACUUUCAAGGAGAGGAAGGUAUUGAUGCAGGUGGACUUACAAGGGAGUGGUAUCAAUCGCUAUCCAGGGUUAUCUUUGAUAAGGGGGCAUUACUUUUUACAACUGUGGGUAAUGAGUCGACAUUUCAACCAAACCCUAACUCUGUGUAUCAAACAGAACAUCUGUCAUAUUUCAAAUUUGUUGGGCGAGUGGUUGGGAAAGCACUUCUUGAUGGGCAACUCUUGGAUGUCCAUUUCACUCGAUCAUUCUACAAGCAUAUAUUGGGGGUGAAAGUUACUUAUCAUGACAUUGAAGCCAUUGAUCCAGAUUACUUUAAAAACCUUAAAUGGAUGCUUGAGAAUGAUAUAAGUGAUGUUCUGGAUCUUACGUUUAGCAUUGAUGCCGAUGAGGAGAAGCUGAUAUUGUAUGAGAGGACAGAAGUGACCGACUAUGAACUCAUUCCUGGUGGACGGAAUAUUAAGGUUACCGGGGAGAAUAAACACCAGUAUGUUGAUCUAGUUGCUGAGCACCGGUUAACAACUGCUAUUCGUCCUCAAAUAAAUGCCUUUUUGGAAGGAUUCAAUGAAUUAAUUACCAGGGAAUUAAUUUCUAUCUUCAAUGACAAGGAACUUGAAUUACUGAUUAGUGGGCUUCCUGAUAUUGAUUUGGAUGAUAUGAGGGCGAAUACUGAGUAUUCUGGGUACAGUCCUGCAUCUCCUGUUAUUCAGUGGUUUUGGGAAGUUGUUCAGGGUUUCAGCAAGGAGGAUAAGGCUCGUCUCUUGCAGUUUGUGACUGGCACCUCUAAGGUGCCUUUGGAAGGGUUCCGUGAACUUCAAGGGAUUUCAGGCUCACAAAAGUUUCAGAUACACAAGGCUUAUGGCAGCCCUGAUCACUUGCCUUCUGCUCAUACUUGUUUCAACCAGUUGGAUCUACCGGAAUAUCCUUCUAAACAAAACUUGGAGGAAAGGCUGUUACUUGCAAUUCAUGAAGGCAGUGAAGGGUUUGGAUUCGGUUGAGAAUUAUAAUGGGAGGCAUCAAGAUAACCUUGUAGAUAAUACAGAUUAUGUCAAAUGCUACCAUGAAAAGGGGAAAUUGGGUGUUAAUUGUGGGACUUUGGGGGUAAUGCAGGUUGAUAUAUUGUAUAGUCGUAUAUUUUCUAUUGGAAAUGCCUCUGGCAGUUUUUGAUUUA
Molecule: messenger RNA, 11472 nt
Organism: Juglans microcarpa x Juglans regia
Lineage: Eukaryota; Viridiplantae; Streptophyta; Magnoliopsida; Fagales; Juglandaceae
Product: E3 ubiquitin-protein ligase UPL2-like
Exons: 17
Coding region: 263-11299 (3678 amino acids)
Biological process (GO): protein polyubiquitination; positive regulation of protein catabolic process; proteasome-mediated ubiquitin-dependent protein catabolic process
Molecular function (GO): protein binding; ubiquitin-protein transferase activity
Source: RefSeq, a predicted model, not a curated record